Lactuca saligna is the source of this 1215-nucleotide messenger RNA. The record is from the annotation of a GenBank genome assembly. NCBI's taxonomy places the organism in Eukaryota, Viridiplantae, Streptophyta, Magnoliopsida, Asterales, Asteraceae.
AUGGUGCCAGUUUUGGGUAUGAAGUUUUCUAACCCAUUAGAACUGAAGUUGUGUAUCACCAACUAUGCAAACAAAAAUGGAUAUGAUUUAUGGUAUGAGAAAAGUGAUCAUGAAAGGUUAUUGAGAUUACUUGAGGUUGUGAAGGAAAAUGUUCCAGCAGCAGAGCAUAGGCAAUGUGCUAGGCACAUAUGUGCUAACUUCAUGAAAAGGUUUAAGGGCCAACGGUUUAGAAAACUUUUCUGGUAUGUUGCUGCAUCUACCACCCCUGCAAAAUUUGAGCACCAUAUGAAUGAAAUCAAGAAAUUAGAACCACUAGCUUAUGACCAUUUGAUGGAAAAGGGCCCUAAAACUUGGAGUAAAGCAUUUUUCAGACUGAUAGGGCUUGUGUUGCAUAUGAAAAUGGAUUUAACCAUAUGUCCUACUAUUAGGCUGAAGUUGUCCAAGCUUAAGGAUCUUCAAAGAUUUUGGAAAGUUAUACCAUCUGGUUAUCAACAAUAUGAAGUCAAAAUUAGGUAUGAUGCAUAUGUUGCGGAUAUUGGUAGGAGGACAUGUUCCUACAAAACUUGGCAGUUAACAUGUUACCCUUGUGUGCAUGGGUAUACCAUUAACCCACUCAAUGGUAGUUACAUGUGGCCUCAUGUAGACUACAUCAACCUACUGCCCCCCAAAAGGAGAAGGCUACCAGGAAUACCAUCAACAAAAAGGAAAAGGGAUCAGAUUGAGAGGGAAAACCAUGGAAAAAAGCAUACAAUCAUAAAAAGAGUGAAGGUUGCAUUGGCACAUGAAUUUGACAUUGACAGUGACAGUGAACUUGAAAUAGAACCUGAAAGUGAAGUGGACUCUUUUGAUGUUGAAUUUGAAGAUGAUGUGCAACCUGAAGUGCAUCAUGAAGUUCAAGAUAGAGUACAACCUGAAGUUCAAGAUCAAGUGCAAGCUGAAGUACAACAUGAGGUUCAACCUCAAGUUCACCCUGAAGUUCAAGUUCAAGAUGCUAACCAAGUUGAAGUUCACCCUGAAGUUCAACCUAAAGUGCAAGUUAAAGUUAAAGAUGCUAACCAAAUUGUAGUUCAAGAUCAAGUGGAAAUACCAGCUUUUCAAGUUGUAGUGGGACAGAGGGCAAGGAAACCUUCAAAAAGAAUUACAAAACUUAAGAUAAGAAAGACGUGGGAGGGAAAACAGGGAAGCAGUGAUGACAAUCCCUAUGAGUUGGAUUAA